Molecule: messenger RNA, 2757 nt
Organism: Budorcas taxicolor (takin)
Lineage: Eukaryota; Metazoa; Chordata; Mammalia; Artiodactyla; Bovidae
Gene: HKDC1
Product: hexokinase domain containing 1
Exons: 18
Coding region: 1-2757 (918 amino acids)
Biological process (GO): intracellular glucose homeostasis; glycolytic process; glucose 6-phosphate metabolic process
Cellular component (GO): cytosol; mitochondrion
Molecular function (GO): ATP binding; fructokinase activity; glucokinase activity
Source: RefSeq, a predicted model, not a curated record
AUGUUUGCGGUACACUUGUUGGCGUUUUACUUCACCAAGCUGAAGGAGGAUCAGAUCAAGAAGGUGGACAGGUUCCUGUAUCACAUGCGCCUCUCUGAUGAGACCCUUUUGGACAUCAUGGCUCGCUUCCAGGCAGAAAUGCAGAAGGGCCUAGGGAAGGACACCAACCCCACAGCCUCGGUGAAGAUGCUUCCCACCUUCGUCAGGGCCAUUCCAGAUGGCUCAGAAAAUGGGGAAUUUCUCUCCCUGGAUCUUGGAGGAUCCAAGUUUCGAGUCUUGAAGGUGCAAGUCUCUGAAGAGGGGAAACGACAUGUCCAGAUGGAGAGUCAGUUUUACCCAACGCCCAAUGAAAUCAUCCGAGGGAACGGCACAGAGCUGUUUGAGUACGUAGCUGACUGUCUGGCAGAUUUCAUGAAGACCAAAGAAUUGACGCAGAAGAAAUUACCUCUUGGCCUAACCUUUUCCUUUCCCUGCAAACAGACUAAAUUAGAAGAGGGUAUCCUGCUUUCAUGGACGAAGAAGUUUAAGGCGAGGGGAGUUCAGGGCACAGACGUAGUGAGCUCUCUGACCAAUGCUAUGAAAAGACACCAGCAGGACUUAGAUGUGGACAUCCUGGCUUUGGUCAACGACACCGUGGGGACCAUGAUGACGUGCGCCUAUGACGAUCCCUACUGUGAAGUUGGUGUCAUCAUUGGUACCGGCACCAACGCGUGCUACAUGGAGGACAUGAGCAACAUCGACCUGGUGGAGGGCGACGAGGGGAGGAUGUGCAUCAACACCGAGUGGGGGGCCUUCGGGGACGACGGGGCCCUGGAGGACAUCCGCACUGAGUUCGACCGGGAGCUGGACCUCGGCUCUCUUAACCCCGGGAAGCAGCUGUUUGAAAAGAUGAUCAGCGGCCUAUACUUGGGUGAACUCGUCAGGCUUAUCUUGCUGAAGAUGGCCAAGGCAGGCCUCCUGUUUGGCGGCGAGAAAUCCUCUGCUCUUCACAUUAAGGGCAAGAUUGAAACACGACAUGUAGCUGCCAUGGAGAGGUACAAAGAAGGCCCAGCCAAUACAAGAGAGAUCCUGACAGACCUGGGCCUGGAGCCUUCGGAUGCAGAUUGCAUUGCGGUCCAGCGCGUCUGUACCAUCGUCUCCUUCCGCUCAGCCAAUCUCUGCGCAGCCGCCCUGGCAGCCAUCCUGACACGCCUCCGGGAGAACAAGAAGCUGGUGCGGCUCCGGACCACAGUCGGCAUGGACGGCACGCUCUACAAGAUCCAUCCCCAAUACCCGAAGCGCCUGCACAAGGUGGUGAGGAAACUGGUCCCGAACUGUGACGUCCGCUUCCUCCUGUCAGAGAGCGGCAGCACCAAGGGGGCUGCCAUGGUGACCGCCGUGGCCUCCCGGGUGCAGGCCCAGCGGAAGCAGAUUGAUAAGGUGCUGGCUUUGUUCCGGCUGACCCAAGAACAGCUUGUGGGCGUUCGGAACAAGAUGCGGGUUGAGUUCGAGUACGGGCUGAAGAAACAUACCCACCCGCUGGCCACAGUCAAGAUGCUGCCCACCUACGUCUGUGGGAUGCCAGAUGGCACAGAGAAAGGAAAGUUCCUCGCCCUGGAUCUGGGAGGAACCAACUUCCGGGUCCUCCUGGUAAAGAUCAGAAGUGGACGACGGUCAGUGCGCAUGUACAACAAGAUCUUCGCCAUCCCCCUGGAGAUCAUGCAGGGCACGGGCGAGGAGCUGUUCGACCACAUCGUGCAGUGCAUCGCCGACUUCCUGGACUACAUGGGCCUCAAGGGAGCCCAGCUGCCUUUGGGCUUCACGUUCUCAUUUCCCUGCAGGCAGGCAAGCAUUGACAAGGGAACACUCAUUGAGUGGACCAAAGGCUUCAAAGCUACUGACUGUGAAGGGGAAGAUGUGGUGGAUAUGCUCAGGGAGGCCAUCAAGAGGAGAAAUGAAUUUGACCUGGACAUAGUUGCAGUUGUGAAUGACACAGUGGGAACCAUGAUGACCUGUGGCUACGAAGAUAGUAAUUGUGAGGUUGGCCUGAUUGCGGGAACAGGCAGCAACAUGUGCUACAUGGAGGAGAUGAGAAACAUUGAACUGGUGGAAGGGGAUGAAGGGAAGAUGUGCAUUAAUACCGAGUGGGGAGGAUUUGGAGAUAAUGGCUGCCUCGAUGAUAUCCAGACCCAAUAUGACAAGGAGGUGGAUGAGGGGUCCUUGAAUCCUGGCAAACAGAGAUACGAGAAAAUGACCAGUGGGAUGUACCUGGGGGAAAUCGUGCGGCAGAUCCUGAUCGACUUGACCAAGCAGGGUCUCCUCUUCCGCGGCCAGAUUUCAGAACGUCUCCGGACCAGGGGCAUCUUUGAAACCAAGUUCUUGUCUCAGAUUGAAAGCGACCGGCUGGCCCUCCUCCAGGUCAGGAGGAUCCUGCAGCAGCUCGGCCUGGACAGCACAUGUGAGGAUAGCAUCGUGGUGAAGGAGGUGUGCGGUGCUGUGUCCCGGCGGGCGGCCCAGCUUUAUGGUGCUGGCCUGGCUGCCAUCGUGGAGAAGAGGAGGGAAGACCAGGGACUUGAGCACAUGAGGAUCACCGUGGGUGUGGAUGGCACCCUGUACAAGCUGCACCCACACUUUUCUCGGAUUCUGCGGGAAACUGUGAAAGAACUAGCUCCUCGAUGUGAUGUGAUGUUCAUGCUGUCAGAAGAUGGGAGCGGAAAGGGAGCAGCUCUGAUCACUGCUGUGGCCAAGAGGUUACAGCAGGCACAAAGGGAGCACUAG